Naegleria lovaniensis is the source of this 1587-nucleotide messenger RNA. RefSeq lists its product as uncharacterized. The record is from RefSeq and is a predicted model, not a curated record. The transcript has 2 exons. Lineage: Eukaryota; Heterolobosea; Eutetramitea; Acrasida; Naegleriidae. Bases 1 to 1587 code for a protein of 528 amino acids.
AUGAAUCUGUUUUCCUCGCGAUUUAAUCAAUGGCCUGGUUUCCAAUCGACAUCUAUGAAAUGCUGGAAUAUGGCUGAAGAAGAAGACGGGUUCUUGCCUGAAGCUGAAGUGAGCUUUGUCAAUGAAACCAAUUCUUUCCAUGCUGGACAGAUGCCUAUGUUGUCUGCCCAUGUUGGAAUGGAACGUGAAUCAUCAGUCGCCAUGUUGUAUGCUCCUUUCACAGAAUCCCCCUACGAGAAUUCUGUUGUAGACAAGAAAUGUUGGCAAAUUCCUCAAUUCAAUGACGCCAUCCGUUCUUCUGAAGUGAAAGAAUCUUCGUGCAGAACUCCAAAUGUUACCGAGACAUUGGACACAUUUAAUAUUCAACUCAGCUCUAGCUCUAGAAGUGAUCUUGACGGAAGCAGCACUGAGCCAGAAACUUCGAGCCCAAUUACAAAUUCUUGCAGUACCAAAGGUAAAUCGACUCAUACCAACAACUCAUCUCCCAAGAGAAAGCGCACUCUCAUUUGUGACUCUGAAACAGAGGGAAGUACAGAGGACGACCAGUGUUUGGUCAUUGACGAUAAUUUAACAGAAAACAUCACCAUCCUUGACAAGCAGAGACAGCAACUUCAGCGAAGAACCAAGGCUCCAAAUCCAGAAAAGAAACUUCGAAAGAAGAAAAUUAGUGCCACCACAAAGAAGUCUGCUUGUCCAAGAGAGGAACCAAAGCGAGAAGACGCAACGAACAAGGAAAUUAUCCAACCUUCGGCUAGCUUGUGCUCAGAAGAAUUUAACAAUUCCAAUCAUAGUCCUGUAACAUCUACACUCAAUUUAGUUGAUUUUGGUGUAGAAUUUCCUAAUGUUCCUCACUUAAAGAUUGAGCUCGACAUGCCAUGUCAAGACAAUUACGUGAAACCUUCUAUUUACAACAAGCAAGGCAAAUGGACCAAGGACGAUUCCAUCCUUUCAAAAUUUAAAGUAAUAGUCUCCACUAGUGGUGGAAUGAAGAACAUUGAUGUUUCCAAGAUGAGGUUACUGGUAGUCACUCAAAAGAACACUAGCAAGCCAGAUGGAGCCAUUCUCAAUGUUAAUCUCAUCACAGAUUCACAGUACGUGACUCCCAAGUCCAACAAGCCCAUGACCAUGUACUAUUUGGAUAAGGAUCCCAACGAGAAUGAUCUUCUUCAAGUCAUUGAGAUUGAACAAUACGAAAAAAACCAAGCGAUUUUCACUUGUCAAGUUUCCUCCUCCAACAACUCUGGAUGGAAGAAUAAGUAUCACGAGUACAAAUUGAUUGCCAUUGAGACCAGCUCUGCGGAUCAUUAUGGAUGCUUAUCGGAAGGUUUUAAGGUAGCCAAGUGUCCCAAGCGUAAAGACCUUGCUUCUGAGGAGUCUCGUCAAUGUAGUACUAGUGAUAAUGCAUCAAACAGUGCUGGGAGUGAGAUGAUUGUAUCAUCUACCGCUGUUGAUGAUUCAGAAGUUGUGCUGGAGCAUGUAUACGUUGAAGAAAAUAACAAGAAGAGAAAGCUCAAGGUUUUGGAGCCAACCUUUGUAGUACAAGAUGGCAAGAAGUACAAGAUUACCAUUGAGCCUGUUUCCGAAUAA